Messenger RNA from Parastagonospora nodorum SN15, 3131 nucleotides. RefSeq lists its product as hypothetical. The transcript has 7 exons. Gene Ontology annotation, cellular component: membrane. Gene Ontology annotation, biological process: transmembrane transport. NCBI's taxonomy places the organism in Eukaryota, Fungi, Ascomycota, Dothideomycetes, Pleosporales, Phaeosphaeriaceae. The record is from RefSeq and is a predicted model, not a curated record. Gene Ontology annotation, molecular function: myo-inositol:proton symporter activity; oxidoreductase activity. Bases 1 to 2877 code for a protein of 958 amino acids.
AUGCCUGAGCGUAAGCCUGAUAUCGAGGCUACUGAGCCGGGACUUUCGUCCUCGGGCAACAGCAGUAAGACCGACCUUGGAACUACACGCCACACGGAGGACGCAAACCAUGCCUCCAGUGCGCCACGAAAAGCUUCUGUCGCCGCAAAGCUACGCAACCCCCUGACUGGAUUUACCGAAGAACAAGUCCUUAUUGACGUCGAAACAUGGUGUGCUGAGAAAGGACUCACUGAAGACCUCGACUCGUUUCGUAAGGGCGCUUUGAUCGCUCGUGUGGGACAGCGAGAUGAUGGGUUCGAGUACGUUAAUAUCCUCAGCGAGGAGGAGAAAGAAUGGCUGCGACACGAGACUACACACCGCUGGAGUCAGCCUUUCAUGCUGUACUUCCUGGUCGUACUUUGUGCUGGAUCUGCCAUCGUGCAGGGUAUGGACCAAACUGCCGUCAACGGUGCUCAGCUCUUCUACUUUGAAGAAUUUGGUAUCACAGAUGUCUGGCUCCAGGGUUUGCUUAACGGUGCCCCAUACCUGUGCUCCGCUCUCAUCGGUUGUUGGUCGAACGCGCCCCUCAACAAAUACUUUGGACGUCGUGGUACCAUCUUCAUUUCCUGCAUCAUCUCGUUCAUUACUGGUAUAUGGAUGGCUGCGGCCAACAACUGGCCUAACCUGCUCAUUUCGCGAUUCUUUCUCGGUUUCGCCGUCGGAGCAAAGUCCUCGACCACUCCCGUCUACGCUGCAGAGUCUGCGCCGAAGAAUAUUCGUGGUGCUUUGACAAUGAUGUGGCAGAUGUGGACCGCAUUCGGUAUUAUGUUAGGUUUCAUCGUAUCUGUGGGCUUCCAAGACACCGACUUUCUCGGCCCGUACUCCCAAUGGAGGUGGAUGUUGGGUAGCACCAGUAUCCCUCCUUUCAUCGUAUGCAUUCAGGUCUACUUCUGCCCUGAAUCUCCGCGAUGGUACAUGGAGAAGGGCAAGUUCGACAAGGCAUUCCAAUCUCUCUGCCGCCUCCGAAAACACAAGAUCCAGGCUGCGCGUGACAUGUACUACGCAUACAAGUUGAUCGAAGUGGAAGCCGCCGAGCGAGAGGGUCGUAACCCAUGGAAGGAGUUUUUCGGUGUGCGCCGUAACCGCCGUGCCGCACAGAGUGCCUUUUUCGUCAUGUUCAUGCAACAAUUCUGCGGUGUCAAUGUCAUUGCCUACUACUCGUCGUCCAUCUUCAAGCAGGCCGGUUUCAGCGACUCCGAGGCCCUCCUCACCAGUAUGGGUACGGGCAUUACCAACUUCGUCUUCGCAAUUCCUGCCAUCUAUACCAUCGAUACUUUUGGUCGCCGAAACUUGCUUCUUACAACUUUCCCACUUAUGGGCAUCUGCUUGUUGUGGUGCGGCAUGUCUUUCUAUCUUCCUAAUAAUGCUGAUGGAACCCCCACUGCUGGCCGUCUUGGAUCUAUUGCAGCUGCGAUCUUCACAUUCAUGGCUGUGUACUCUCCAGGAGAAGGCCCAGUGCCAUUCACCUACUCCGCUGAGGCUUUCCCACUGCACCUGCGUGACGUGGGAAUGUCAUUCGCAACUGCCGUCUGCUGGGGUUUCAACUUCAUUCUCUCACUUACAUGGCCUGCGCUCGUCAAAGCCUUCUCCGAACAGGGCGCGUUCGGUUGGUACGCAGCGUGGAACUUCUUCGGCUGGGUGUACUGCUACUUCCUGCUCCCUGAGACGAAAAAUCUUACUCUUGAAGAGCUAGACACUGUGUUCGAUGUGGGCAAUAAGCAAUUUGCAAGUUACUACAGCGCAAAGCUGCCGUGGUACUUCCAGAAGAACAUUCUGCGGCGGGACGUACCUCCCAUGGAGCCGCUGUACGAAUUACAUGACGAGACUCUUGCGGGAGAAGACUAUUCUACUAGAGCUGCUCCCAGCGACGGUGCAGCCGCAUAUGGCGAGAAAAGUGCAGAGAACGACCCCUUUCUUUCUAUAUUCUCAAACUCAAUGGCAUCAGAAGUCCGACCAAAAGUGCUGCUGUUCGGUGCAGGCAGCGUAGGUGCAGUUUACCUCUGGCUUCUAUCCAAAGUUGCAGACGCCACUGCAGGUAUCCAAUUUAAGCCCAGAGUUGUCCGUAGCUGCGAAGAAGCGGCGUCCGCAAACUCAGGUAAACCGUACGACUACAUCGUCGUCUGCAGCAAAGCGAUUCCCGGACUGGUGCCAAAGCUCAUAGCGCCCGCUGUCACGCCUGGGAAGACGGCCAUUGUACUCAUCCAAAAUGGAGUUGGAAUAGAACAGGAGUACGUCGACGCUUUUGUGAGCACGCCAAUUAUCAGCACCGUGGUGUACAUGCCCGCAACACAGCGCCCAAGUGGUGUAAUCAAACACGGGGAGGUAGAGAAUCUGCAAAUAGGCGCUUUCCCUUCUUCCGCGUCGCCAGGACCUGCUAAGGCCUUCACUGAGCUCGUGAAAGCUGCUGGCGGAACUGCAACUUUCUUCGACGAUGUUCAGGCAAAGCGCUGGUACAAGCUUCUUAUCAACGCUUCCUGGAACCCAAUUUGCGCGCUUACUCUCAGUAAAGACACGGACAUACUCCAGAGCUGUAAUGAGGCCUCUGAUGUCCUUCUUGCUGUCAUGGUGGAGAUUCAGAACAUCGCCGAGGCCCAUGGGCACGCGAUAACGAAAGAGGAGGUAGUGCAUCAGCUUGGUCGGGCUCAGGCAAGGAUCCCAACCAACGCCGGUAUUGAGCCAAGUAUGCUGCAAGAUGUGCAGUCGGGUCGGAGAAUCGAGGUUGAAGCGAUUGUAGGCAACGCGGUGAGGAUGGGCAAAGCGAAGGGAGUAAAAUGCGACCGGCUCGAGCUGAUUUAUGUGCUUGCGAGAACGUUGGAUCUGCAAAUAGAGAAGCGCUAGUAUGAUCAGUGCGGUUGUUCGCAUUCGUUAACCAAACAUACCUUUACUUCUGAAUUGCAAUGCCAAGAAGGUGGCGGACAUGCAGCGCAUUAUGGAUGGCGGAUUGCGAUUUAGGAAUUUGGCGGUAUCAUGGUGGGGAAGGAGAAUAGGGAGAUUCGACUUCUUAGGAUCGUCGAGAGCAUCGAGACUUUAUAGGGUUAUCAAAAAUUUGCCAGGAAGUACUGGGAAAGGACCUGGAUCACGACCAAUUAGAA